CACGAGUUACAGGAGUGACCAUGGGGAGCUGAGAGAAUAACAGUGAGCCAGUUAGCAAGCAGCCACUGAAAGUUAAUGAAAUAAUUUAUCGACAGUUCGUGGUGAGCUACCGGAGGCCAGCAUGGCCAACAUCACCAAGAAGGUGUCGUGGUCCAGCCGGACCGACGAGUCCGGGGCAGCCGGGGAGGGAACACCGCUGUUGAACGGCUCUGAGCAGCCCAGACUCUCCAGACAGCAGUCUGGAGGAGGCAGUAUAUUUCAGAUAGGCAGACUCAGCACGGUGGAUUUGGAAGAGGAGAUAACGUCAGAUGAGGACUCUCUUAGGGGCCGGCCAAAAGAAAUCCCUCAUAAUGAGAAGCUGCUAUCACUUAAAUAUGAGAGUCUGGACUAUGAUAACAUUGAGAACCAGCUGUUUCUGGAAGAAGAGAGGAGGAUGAGUCAUAUGGGUUUCCGCUGCCUGGAAAUCAGUCGCUGGGUGGUGUGUGGUCUCAUUGGCUUUCUGACGGGACUCAUCGCCUGUUUCAUUGACAUCGUGGUGGAGCAGCUGGCUGGGAUUAAAUAUCAAGUGGUUAAAGAAAACAUAGAGAGGUUUACAGAAUUUGGCGGCCUCUCUAUUUCUCUCAUCCUCUGGGCCGUCCUCAACUCGACCUUUGUCAUGGUGGGAGCCAUCAUAGUUGCAUUUUUUGAGCCCAUCGCAGCAGGAAGUGGAAUCCCUCAGAUAAAGUGUUACCUGAAUGGGGUCAAGAUUCCUAGGGUGGUGCGACUCAAGACUCUGGUGGUAAAAGUUUGCGGUGUGAUAUGUUCAGUGGUUGGCGGUCUUGCUGUUGGAAAGGAAGGUCCCAUGAUUCACUCAGGCGCUGUUGUAGCUGCAGGAGUCUCACAGGGCAGAAGCACGUCUUUAAAGAGAGACUUCAAGAUUUUUGAAUACUUCCGGCGGGACACAGAAAAAAGAGACUUUGUUUCUGCAGGAGCUGCUGCUGGAGUUUCAGCUGCUUUUGGAGCUCCAGUUGGUGGUGUUCUGUUCUCCCUUGAGGAAGGAGCGUCUUUCUGGAACCAGAUGCUGACAUGGAGGAUAUUCUUUGCCUCCAUGAUCUCAACUUUCACUCUGAACUUCUUCCUGAGUAUCUAUCACAAAAAUCCAGGUGACCUGUCCAACCCCGGUCUCAUCAAUUUUGGACGAUUUGAGAGCGAAAGUAUGGCCUACAACCUCUAUGAGAUUCCCUUGUUCAUCGCUAUGGGAGCUCUAGGUGGAUUGCUGGGGGCUCUGUUUAAUUUCCUCAACUACUGGCUUACCAUCUUCAGGAUCAGGUACAUCCAUCGGCCUUGUUUGCAAGUGAUGGAGGCCAUGCUCGUUGCUGCAGUAACCGCAACAGUUUCAUUCACCAUGAUCUACUUCUCCAAUGACUGUCAGCCUCUGGGCCCUGAACACACUGAAGAGUACCCACUACAGUUGUUCUGUGCAGAUGGAGAGUAUAACUCCAUGGCAACAGCCUUUUUCAACACUCCUGAAAGAAGUGUCCGCAGUCUCUUCCACAAUCCUGCAGGCACCUAUAAUCCUCUGACCCUAGGCUUGUUCACGCUGACUUAUUUCUUCCUGGCGUGUUGGACAUACGGCCUGGCGGUGUCUGCCGGAGUCUUCAUCCCCUCUCUGCUAAUAGGAGCUGCCUGGGGGAGGCUGUGUGGUAUACUGCUGGCCUCUAUCACUGCCAAUGGCUCGAUCUGGGCGGACCCUGGUAAAUAUGCCUUGAUUGGGGCUGGAGCUCAGUUGGGGGGCAUUGUGAGGAUGACCCUCAGUUUGACCGUCAUCCUGGUGGAGGCAACAGGAAACGUCACGUAUGGUCUUCCCAUCAUGCUCGUCCUCAUGACCGCCAAGAUAGUAGGGGACUACUUUGAAGAGGGUCUUUAUGACAUCCACAUCAAGCUGCAGAGUGUUCCUUUCCUGCACUGGGAGGCUCCUGCCACCUCCCACUGGUUGACAGCUCGAGAGGUCAUGAGUUCACCGGUCACGUGUCUGAACAGAAUCGAGAAGGUUGGAACCAUCGUGGACAUCCUUAGCAACACCUCCACCAAUCACAACGGCUUCCCCGUCGUUGUGCAGAUUACUGGUAGCGAUGAGCCAGCGAAACUCUGCGGUCUCAUCCUUCGCUCUCAGCUCAUUGUUCUUCUCAAACACAAGGUGUUUGUGGAGUUGGCCCGAUCCAGACUGACUCAGAGGAAACUCCAGCUCAAGGACUUCAGAGACGCCUACCCUCGCUUCCCCCCGAUCCAGAGCAUCCACGUCUCCCAGGAUGAGAGGGAGUGUAUGAUGGAUCUCACAGAGUUCAUGAACGCAACGCCUUACACUGUACCUCAGGAUACAUCCCUACCGCGUGUGUUUAAGCUGUUCAGAGCACUGGGACUCAGACACCUAGUGGUGGUAGACGACGAGAACAGGGUGAUCGGACUGGUGACCAGGAAGGACUUGGCCAGAUAUCACCUGGGCAAACACGGCCUGGAGGAGCUUCAGCUGGCCCAGACAUAGUACACACACUUAUGAACGAUAGUACGUGUUCACCUGAUGCCUCAGAAGCUGUUCAUCACCAGCUAUGCACCCCAAAAGGACAUGGUCAAGAUACAAGAAACCCCUGACUUCUGCUGCCAGAAUGGGCACCAUGGCAACCAACAGGGUGUGAACUUCAACUCCAGGUGUGGAUCAUUCACCAAAAAUGUAAUAAUAAUAAUAAUAAUAAUAAUGGAUAAACCUGCCCCUUAUGCAUUCUUUUAACAGUCAAGCAAGUUAGUGAUUUAACAGUUUAUUUGGCGUCUGAGCGGUCAAAGUAUACUGUAGCAAAAGGCAGAAUAAGGAAGAUAAGGAGUAUUUGUUGUAUUAUAUAAAGCCUAUUACAUUUCACUGACAAACUCAAACUCUGAAAUUUUGGGGUCAUUUCAUUAAUUUGACUUGGCUCUAUCUAUGAAAUGGGAAACCUGACAUGAAAUGUUAAAAUGUGUGUUUUUAGUCAUACUGUGGGUUCAGUCAUGACAUUGGAGGUGGUUCUUUGAA
Molecule: messenger RNA, 3040 nt
Organism: Sphaeramia orbicularis (orbiculate cardinalfish)
Lineage: Eukaryota; Metazoa; Chordata; Actinopteri; Kurtiformes; Apogonidae
Gene: clcn7
Product: chloride channel 7
Exons: 25
Coding region: 122-2521 (799 amino acids)
Biological process (GO): chloride transport; transmembrane transport
Cellular component (GO): lysosomal membrane; intracellular membrane-bounded organelle
Molecular function (GO): chloride:proton antiporter activity
Source: RefSeq, a predicted model, not a curated record